AUGACAGAACGUACUGUUCAUUGUACAUUUCAUAAUGUUUCAUCUGAUCUUAUUGAUAUAAUAUCAUCAUCAAUUGGUAUUCGUACAUUAUCAAAACAAAAGAAUAAUCAAUUAUCUUAUUCAUGUUCACUUUUAAAUGCUCGACAAAGACGUUCUACACUUGCAGAUUGUCUUGGUCAAUAUCCACAAAUUUGGUUUUCAAUAGAUUAUUCAAAUCAAUUGAAUAAUUUUUCUUCAAAAUUUGAUAAAAAUUUUUAUAUGAUUGAUCAUAUUUUUUUUGGUUCUUUAUAUUCAAUUGAAAAAUUUCUUGUUCAUAAUACACCACUUAAUGAAAGACAUGAUUGGAAAAUAAAAAUUUAUAAUAAACAAAUAUUAAUAAUUGAAUCUGAAGAAGAAAAUUCUUCAAUUCGUUUAUCAAUACCAUUAAAAUAUUUACAUAAAGAAAUUCUUGUUAUUGAUGGUGAAGAUUUUUCUGAAAUUAUUUUUAGUUAUAAUUUAAUAACAAUCGAUAUACGAACAAAUAAUAAUAAAAAAAUUGACAAAAUUUAUGGUAAUAAUUCAAUCGUUAAAUCAUUAAAUCAAUGUACAGAUUUUUUAAUAUGUUUAUCACCAAAAACAAAUGCUGAUUUAUUUCUUGAUUGUCUUCAAUUAAAUUAUAAUUAUAAAAUUUUUUAUACAACAAUUGUAAUACAAAAUAGUAUUUAUCAAUGGUCAAUAAAUGAUUUAAAUUGGUAUCAAACAGAUAAUACACGUUAUGCUAUAUCAAUGUUACAUUCAUUAGGUUAUGUUUUUGAUGAUAAAUAUUUACAUAAUAAUAUACUUCAAAAUCAUAUGAUUGAAUUAGCUGAACAAAAUGAAAAUUAUUUUUAUCAAUUAUCAUUAAAAAUUUUUUAUGAACUUAAAAAAUGUCAUUGGUUAAAUUUAAUAGAAAUUUUUAAUAAAAAUCAUAUUAAAAUAGUUAAUGAAAAUAAUAUUCUUUAUAUAUCUGUUAUUCAUAUAACACCAACACGUUUUUUAAUAAUGCCAAAAGAAAAAACUAAAGGUCAUCGUGCAAUACAUUAUUCAUUAUUUCAAGGUAUUAAUGAUUUUUGUCUUGUUUAUUUAAAACCUGAUCCACCAAAUAUAUAUUUUAAUGAUGAUAAUAAUAAUCAUAUGAUAGAAUAUUAUAAACAAAUAUUUCAGUUAGGUAUUAAUCUUGCUGGAAAUCAUUAUCAUUUAUUUGGAGCAUCAAAUUCACAAUUAAAAGAUCAUUCAUUUUGGUUUAUAAAAGCAUUAACAUUAAAUGAAAUUCAUCAAAAACGACAAUUAUUAGGUCAAUUUGAUAAAAUUCGAAAUUUAGGUACAUAUGUUGCUCGAUUAGGUUUAUGGUUUAGUAAAACUGAUCCAACAAAUAUUAGACUUAAUUAUUGUUCAAAUGAAAAUGAAUUUAAUUAUCAUGUUAAACAAGGUGAAAUAUGUAUUAUGAUGAUUGAAGAUAUUGAAA
Messenger RNA from Rotaria sordida, 1483 nucleotides. The record is from the annotation of a GenBank genome assembly. NCBI's taxonomy places the organism in Eukaryota, Metazoa, Rotifera, Eurotatoria, Philodinida, Philodinidae.